Messenger RNA from Mastomys coucha (southern multimammate mouse), 6227 nucleotides. It is a transcript of the gene Neurl1b, whose product is annotated as neuralized E3 ubiquitin protein ligase 1B. Lineage: Eukaryota; Metazoa; Chordata; Mammalia; Rodentia; Muridae. Gene Ontology annotation, molecular function: ubiquitin protein ligase activity. Gene Ontology annotation, biological process: ubiquitin-dependent endocytosis. The transcript has 5 exons. Bases 102 to 1742 code for a protein of 546 amino acids. Gene Ontology annotation, cellular component: early endosome. The record is from RefSeq and is a predicted model, not a curated record.
UCUGCCGCCCGCCGGUCGCCGGUGCAGCGGCAAUGCCCCGCAGCCCGGCCGCGGCCCCCGGCCCGCCCAGCUAGCCCCACGCCGCGACUCUCCGAGCAGCGAUGGGCAACACGGUGCACCGGACCCUGCCAGACUCUAGCCCUCCUGCGCGCCUCCUGGCCACCCGGCCUUGCUACGGCCCGGGCCCGGAGAGGCGAGCGGUCCUGGGCGAGGCGCCGCGCUUCCAUGCGCAGGCCAAGGGCAAGAACGUGCGUCUGGACGGCCACUCGCGCAGAGCCACGCGGCGAAACAGCUUCUGCAAUGGCGUCACCUUCACGCAGCGACCCAUUCGCCUGUACGAGCAGGUGAGGCUGCGCCUGGUGGCCGUGCGUCCUGGCUGGAGCGGAGCGCUGCGCUUCGGCUUCACUGCACACGACCCGUCGCUCAUGAGCGCACAGGAUAUCCCCAAGUACGCCUGCCCGGAUCUGGUCACGCGGCCUGGAUACUGGGCCAAGGCGCUGCCAGAGAACCUGGCGCUACGGGACACGGUGCUGGCUUACUGGGCCGAUCGCCACGGUCGCGUCUUCUACAGCGUCAACGACGGCGAGCCGGUGCUGUUCCACUGCGGCGUGGCCGUGGGCGGCCCACUCUGGGCACUCAUCGACGUCUAUGGCAUCACGGACGAGGUGCAGCUGCUGGAAAGCACCUUCGCUGACACGCUGACCCCCCUGCGCCUGGGCCAGGCCCGCCUCAGCGCGUGCCCUCCUCCUGGCAGCCACGAUGCUGCCAACUUCGACAACAACGAGCUAGAGAACAACCAGGUGGUGGCCAAGCUGGGCCAUCUGGCUCUCGGCCGACCCGAUGCCGCCGUCCCAUGCGUGGCCCGUGAACGCGCGAGGCCCGCCUCAUCGCCUGCGCUGCUGGAUGCCGAGCUGCGCUUCCACGCCACGCGUGGCCCCGACGUGAGCCUAUCCGCCGACCGCAGGCUAGCCUGCGCGACCCGCCCCGAUGGUGGCCGCACGCUCGUCUUCUCUGAGCGGCCCUUGCGGCCGGGGGAGAGCCUGUGCGUGGAAGUGGGGCGCCCGGGGCUGGCGGCACCCGCGGCUGUGGCCUUUGGCAUCACGUCCUGUGAUCCCGGUGCGUUGCGGCCAUCAGAGCUGCCGGCCGAUCCCUCUGCGCUACUGGACCGCAAGGAAUACUGGGUAGUGGCGCGCGCCGGGCCAGUGCCCAGCGGAGGCGACGCGCUCAGCUUCACACUGAGACCUGGUGGCGAUGUCCUGUUGGCGGUGAACGGGCGCCCGCGGGGACGCCUGCUGUGCGUGGACACCUCGCAGGCGCUCUGGGCCUUCUUCGCGGUGCGCGGCGGCGUGGCGGGCCAGCUGCGUCUCCUGGGUACCCUACAGUCCAGUCCUGAGACCACAACGCCAUCAGGGUCCUUCAGUGGCUCCCAGGAUGACAGUGAUUCAGACAUGACCUUUGGGGUCAACCAGUCAUCCUCAGCAUCAGAAUCAUCUCUGGUGACAGCCCCCAGCUCCCCACUGAGUCCCCCGGUGUCCCCAGCCUUCUCUGCACCCGAACCGGCAGGCAGCAGGAAUGGAGAGUGCACAGUGUGCUUCGACAGUGAGGUGGACACGGUCAUCUACACAUGUGGACACAUGUGCCUGUGCCACAGCUGCGGCCUGCGGCUCCGAAGGCAGGCCAGGGCCUGCUGUCCUAUCUGCCGGCGGCCCAUCAAGGAUGUUAUCAAGAUCUACAGGCCAUAGCCGCGCACCUGGCUCGGCCAAGGCGAGGUCACCUUUGUGAAGCCCCUGCUAGGUGGGCGACACCAUGGCUAUCAGGGAGCCCGGGUCAGGAGCCAUCUCUCGUCUGCCACUCCGCAGUGAUGAGCAAGGCAGGACAGGUGUGGAGAUGAGGCCCUGGGGGCUAGAGCCCAGGCGAGCAUUUGUUGCUUUUGGCUCAAACACCCAUAGCCCCCAAAAGCCCGUCCCAGGAUUCAGCUCAGGAACUGCUUGGCAGAUCACCUGCCUCUUGGUGACCUUCAGCUGGGAAAGGGUACCCUCUGUCUGUGCAAUGCUUCUUUGGGGUUGGGUUGAGUGUGUGUGUCGGGGUGGGGGGAGACAGCACAGAGAGUGCGUGAGAGAGAAUGUGUGAAUGUUUUAAGCAGGGAUCCGUCUCCUGGAGGGUAUUUAACACUAAGGAAUGUGCAAUCUGGGCCCAAAUGUUAAUGUGAUGGUUGUCCACUUUCUGGGGAUUUUAGUUUUCUGCAAUGAGCUAGCUUUGAACACACGAGGCCUGAACCUACACAGAGCUCCCUCAAUGGCACUCAGAUUGUCUAAGGGAAAGCAAGAAUAACUCACUGUUUACAGCUCCAGGCAGCAGCUCCUGCCGAGGGGAGAAAGUGGGCGGAGAACAUCAUAGAACAGGUGGCUUUUGCUCCUUACUCAGAGUAGGAGUGGCCUUCCCAAGGCAACUGGGGACAGGUGUCCGAGCUCUAGCAUCUAGAUUCCUUCAUCCCCAGCCAGUAGAACAUUACACACCUCAGCCCCAUCCCUACACGCUCUGGAGUUUUGUGAUGUCCUUCCUGUUCUCUGGGACGACUCCGUAUCUCCCACGGUAGAAUUAAGAGCUCUGGGCAUGUCCCGGUGACCAGCUGGCAGAAGCUAGAAGACCUAGACCCCCUACCUGGUCCUUGUCCUGACCCUCUCCUUUUCUCUUGAUUAUUAUGGUGUUAACUACCCUGGUUAGCUAUUCAUGAGGAGCGGACUGAAAUGCUCCCCACUCCUGGACCUGUUUGCUGGCAUUUCCCAGGCUCCUGGCCCUGGCACUCUCUCACUGGGUCAGACUUGUUUCUGUAGGUGUCCAGACUUUGCCAUUGCUGAUGCUCUGGCCCUGUGUGCCACACCUCCCUUCUGAAGAGCCAUGGGUUGUGCUGGAUGUACAUCCACCUACCUGAGCUGUACCUUUAGAAGGAUUGCCUGGCCUCUCCCUUCUCUGUUCCUACUUGGAAGCCUAGCGCCAGGGCACUGGUGAGACCCGCUCCGGGUCUUUUGAGAGAAAGCUUGAGACACCUUGCCAGGAGCAACUGUUUCCUCACACUGCCUAAUCUGGCCCUCUCUUGCUGUGAAUGGGAGGGAAGAAGAGGGGAAGAGAAGCGUUCAGGAAGUGAGGUUCAUGGAACAGGCUUCGACAAGGAGCUCUGAACAAGGCUCUGACAGUGGACCACCUGAGAGCAGCCCACGCCCCACUCAGUGCCCCUGGUGGCUGGAGGCCUUGGGUCUGCACUGCUUCUCUGUCUGAGAGAGUCUGGAUCUGGCCUGUUCAGCAGCCUUCUACUUCCUCUCCCAGCAAGAACCUCUGAGAGCUUGCUCUUCCUUAGGGACUCCAGGGCACACAUCCACCUUUUCACUUUAGGAUUUUUUUUUCUUUUUUUUCUUUUUUUAGUGUUUUGGUUUGUUGUUGUUUUGGUUGUCCUGGAACUCACUCUGUAGACCAGGCUGGCCUCAAACUCAGAGAUCUGCCUGCCUCUGCCUCCCGAGUGCUGGGACUAAGUAAGGGUGUGCACCACCACUACCCUGGUGCAGCUGAACCCUUUAAGGAGCUACAGUAACCCUUGUUUGCCUUGGUGAGAGUCUGAGAAUCAGGCGCUUUGGGUACACAACCCAAUCUACAUAGCCAAGCCUUCAGCGUCUACUUGUCCUGGGCAUGGGCAGGGCCUCCUCGUUGCUGGGGAUGAUGACCGGGUUUCCAGGCAUCCAUGGCCUUGUCUGAAUAUAGUCUCUAACUGCCACAGUUUCAGAGAAAGGGGAACAAGCUCUCCUUUGCCUCUUGCCCUUCCAACUAGACUAUUGAGAUGCAGCAGGGGUUACCCAUAGCCAUCUCCAGGACAUCCGCAGCUGAGGUCCUAGACUCAGGGGUGGCCCAGGCAUGCUCCUGGUGACCUGUUACCAGGACGGAGAGGAACUACAGGCCUGUUUAACCUGCUCUGCAGCCACUAUAAAUAGGUGCCUUGUUUCCCACAGAGCAAAGGGGGUGUUUCUGUUCUAAAAGCCGGGUAUUUGCCUGUGCUCUGAAAGAUGGAGUCGGGCCCUAGGGGCAAUGUGUGUGUGUUUUAUCUCAACAAGAGGCAGGAGGGAAAAGAAGCCAGUGUCUUUCAUACCGUUAAAGAGACACCUUUGUACAGGACCCUGUGUAUAGGUUUUAGUGCCAUAUUGAAUCUUAUCUGAGACUUGGCUCGUUGUAAGGCUCACCCUUCUUAUGGGAAGCUUCAAAAGCCACACCCACCUUAGCAUCCUGGAUGGUUAGAAGGCUCACCAUCUUAUGGACACCUGCAAAGGCCACGCCCACCUUAGCAUCCUGGAUGGUUAGAAGGCUCACCCUUCUUAUGGGCAGCUUCAAAAGCCACACCCACCUUAGCUGCAGGAUGCUAAGAUGCAGCUUCCAGGUCAAAGGCCGUCAGCUGCCGGACACAGGUACUUGGGGUCUAUGAAAUAUAGCCUUGUCCUCGUUUGGCUAGCUAGUGAGCCCUGAGAUCCUGUGAGACUCUUAAGGAUCACAAAACAGGAAGUGGCAGGGCUGGGAUUCCAGUCCCCACACCUAGCCCUGGCCUGCCUGCUCAACUUCUCAGGAAGCUCAAUACUGCCUGAGUCUUCUUUCCCAAGACUCACCUGGAAAGCCUGGCGCCCACACCUGUGCAGGUUCUGGGCCACAUUCCCUCACUGCCCAGGUGCACUGGGGUGUCAAGCAGGGAUGCUCUGGAGAGGGACUUCAGGCCACCCCUUUCUGGGACCUUGAAGCCACUCCCUUCUCGGGCAGCACCCUAGCCCUUUUUCCAGGCUCACUGCCCAUUUGUGCCCUAUGAACCCCAAAAGCCAAGAGUAGGAUGGAGAAGCCAAGUGGCCCUCAUUCAUAGCAGCCAUAUCCCUGACCACUGGAACUUUCUGGAAAAUAGUUGUUUCCCAGGCUAAGCAGGUUCCUUCUCUUACUGGGGUUGACCCUCUUGGGCAGCUGUCCUGUGCAGGCUACAACACACAUUUUCACUUGUUCAAUACCCACUCACCAGCAUGGCUCAUGGUCAGGACAUGAGGUUGAUGACUGGGACAAAAGGCAAGGCCUGUGGGCAGCUCUCAGGCAAGAGGCCAGAUCAUAAACUGAUUUGAUCACUCUGGAGUUGGGGAUUGUGUUAGCAUGAAGUAGGUACUCAGUAAAAGACUGCAGAUCAGACCAGGAGCCAGGUUAGGAGUGGUCAGGGGGUUGACAAAAUAGCAUCUCCUAUAUAUGGACACAAAGUCAUUUAACAAACAUUUGCUGAGUGCCCUCAGGUUGUGAGCUGCUGUAAGGGGCAACAGAGAUCAAGCACCCAUCCCUGAUGUCUGAGUGGUACUGUCAACCUGGAAAGACAAGGUGGAGCACAUGGGCUUUCUUGACCAUUCUAUUGCCUUGGAUCCAUCUAGAUAAACGCCCACAAAGCUUUCCACACCUACCUUAGGGGUGUUCUUUGUGGUGAGUGAGCCUUUGCCAAACAGCCAAGACCCCACCAGUUAACGACCACCUAUAGGGAGUCUCUGGGGAGAUAACUCCCUGCUACUUCCAGGCACUGGUGGGGGCAGGGGCACAAGAACCCUGAAUUCCAGCUGCGAAUGGCAUUGUACAGCCUUGGAGCAUGGGAAGCAGUAACUGCUCACUGCUCCGUCCAUCCUGCCCUGGCUGGGGACACAGCUCAGGAACACUGGGCCUCCCAGCAUUUCUUAAUAUUUUAAUGUCUCGCUGUUUCACCCAAGUCCCUAACGGAACUACCCAUAUGACAAUCUGUCUGUGCCUUAUGGAAGUGUGUGUGUGUGUGUGUGUGUGUGUGUUUGCACACUUUUUAUCCUUUAAAAUGCAACCCUUCAACGUGGACAAGAAGCUAGCAGAUGCAGUUGGGCUCCAGAAUGCCAGUGAGGAGUCCCUUAGACCCUCUUGUGGUUUGCAGUUGGAAUGAUAGUGUUCAUCCCCCACCCGUCCCCACUACCUGUGUACAGACCCUUUGAAACCUGUCUGUCCUUUCUGAUUGAAUACUGUGACUCUCCAAUACCGUCUAGUCCUUGGGGAACUGUACUAAAGGCCUGAGAACUUGGGGAGUGAGCGGGAAGGGUUUGCGCUGGCCUUUUGUGUGUUGUGUGUUCUGAUAUUUGUCUGUUUUUAUCUGUUUUAUAUUAACAUAAAUUUCAUGUUUGAAAACAAAUACAACUUUGGCUUGGUACAAAAAAAAA